This is a messenger RNA of Halichondria panicea, 1027 nucleotides long. RefSeq lists its product as uncharacterized. The transcript is spliced from 4 exons. The record is from RefSeq and is a predicted model, not a curated record. Bases 232 to 861 code for a protein of 209 amino acids. NCBI's taxonomy places the organism in Eukaryota, Metazoa, Porifera, Demospongiae, Suberitida, Halichondriidae.
UAGUUAGUAGAGAGAAGGUAGCCUCGAUCCCAGGCCGCUCUUCAGGCCAGGCCUUGUGAAGGAGGCUAGAGAGAAGGCUGCCUGCACUGCACUGCACUAAAGGACUCUGGAGGCUCCUGACUUCUUCACUGCCACUCUGCUACCACAGAUGUUCAUACCACCACUGAUCCAACAACAUCAGAUACCACACAAAGUACACCAACAAACUCCCCUCAACAAACAGAUAAUGCUAUGACAACCGCAAUGCUAGACAGUGCUGGGAACACAGGAGCUAUUGUGGGAGGGUCAGUGGGUGGAGCCACCUUCGUACUUGUGAUUUUACUUGUUACUAUCAUCAUACUAGUUGUGUGCCUACUAGUCAAAAAGAAUAAGAGAAUGAAUAUCAGGACUGAGGUUACUACGCCAGGAUCCAGUACUGUGCAGAUUGCUGACAAUGAGGCAAAUUCAGUAGAAACCAGGUCUCCCAAUACCCUAGAAAACAUGGGUGAAGUCUUUUAUGCGGAUGAGAGGGAUGGUGAUAUGACCCAGAACAUAGCUUAUGGACGAUUGGUGGAGAAUGGAGCUACUAAUCUGACCUGGGAUCCCAAUACCCUAGAAAACAUGAGUGAAGUCUACUCAGAACCUACAGCAAUAGCCUACGAGCCAAUUACGAUGACAACUUUAAAUCCACCCAACAUGUAUGAAAGCAUUAACAUCCCCGACCUCGAAUAUGCACAAGUAGAUACCAUGAACAAUGGUCACAGCAAUGCGGAGGAGGGGGAUGAUGAUACGACUCAGAACAUUGCUUAUGGGAAAUUGGUGGAGAAUGGAGCUACUCGUUUACCAGAGACAGAGGAUGGAUACGAACUUGUGUGGUUGUGACAUAUGCUCUCAAGUUGGACAUAAUGAGAAAUGCUAUUCUAUAUACUGCCAUAUAAUUAUUCUAUUAUUCAUUUUAAAUAUGCUGCUCAGUUAAAAUGGGAAUUUUACUUCACAGUAUAAAUUCUUGCAUAAUUUAUCGUGUCUAUAUAAUUAUUUAUCAACAAUG